GGGAGGCAGCAGGGCGACCGGGUGGAGGUGGAGAGCAGCGUCUCAUUCUUGCCGUGUGAGAUCACGGAGCGGCAGAAUGUGUCGGGAUCCGCUCGACUGCUGAGAACAAGACCCGACAGGAGGGAGGACACAAGGACUUAGGAGGGAGGAGAGGAAGCAGGCGGAGGAGGAGACCUGGAGGAGCUCUGGGAUCCUCCUGGAUCUACAAAACUGAAAGGAUCCAGUUGGAAAAGUGUCUCAGAGGGCCGAGCUACUGGCUCACCGGGACACCAUGACCUAUCUGAACGUGCUGGCCAAGGCGCUGUACGACAACGUGGCCGAGUCGUCUGACGAGCUGUCGUUCCGUAAAGGCGACAUCAUGACGGUGCUGGAGCGAGACGCGCAGGGAUUGGACGGCUGGUGGCUGUGCUCGCUCCACGGGCGCCAGGGCAUCGUCCCCGGCAACCGCCUCAAGAUCCUGGCGGGCAUGUACGACGGCCGGCAGCAGGCCACGCCCUCGGAGCCGGCCGCCUCCUGCCCCUCCUCCCAGAGGCCCCUCCCCCCUCCGAGCGCCGGCGCUCCUUCCUGCUCGGGGUUUCCCGCCAAGCCGCUCAACCGGACGCAGUACAGCGCGAUGCGCCCGGCCUACGGCGCCCCAAGCCCCGCCUCCAUCUACAUGAUGCCCCCCUCCCACGGGCCCCAGCCAGGGCCUCAGAGUCUGUACCAGAUCCCCUCGGGGCCAGGAGGACUCCCUCAAGGGCCCCCCAGCAAGGCCCCGCUCCGGGCCCAGAGACAGUACCAGGACAUCUACCAGGUGCCCCCUCAUGGGGGCCCAGGGCAGGACGUCUACCAGGUGCCCCCUCAUGGGGGCCCGGGGGAGGAGGUCUACCAGGUGCCCCCUCAUGGGGGCCCGGGGCAGGAGGUCUACCAGGUGCCCCCUCAUGGGGGCCCGGGGGAGGAGGUCUACCAGGUGCCCCCUCAUGGGGGCCCGGGGCAGGACGUCUACCAGGUGCCCCCUCAUGGGGGCCCGGGGCAGGACGUCUACCAGGUGCCCCCUUUGCUGGACAAGAGGAGCUGGGAGAGCAGCACCAAGCCGCUGGGCAAGGUGGUGGUCCCCACCCGGGUGGGGCAGGUGUACGUGUUCGACGCCGUGCAGCCGGAGCCGGACGAGUACGACCUGCUGCCCCGACACGACAUCUACGACGUGCCGCCCGCACGCCAGCAGCACCACACACAGGUGUAUGACACUCCUCCCAUGGUGGUGAAGGGCCACUCUGGUGGUCAGGAUAUAUAUGACACCCCAGUUAGCUCGGACAAGAGCACACAUCAGACGGUCUACGACUUCCCUCCAUCCGUCAGCAAAGACGUUCCCGACUCUCAACCAAUCAGGGACGAGACCUACGACGUCCCGCCCCACUUUGCCAAACUCAAGCCGCCGCCCCCCGGCCGGUACGCGCACGGCGGCCACGACGACGUCAUCGACGACGAGCCGCCGAUCCCCGAGGACGUGUACGACGUCCCGCCCCCCGUCCUGACGGACAAGCGUUACCGCGGCGACAGGACCGGAGCGGGCCGGCCCCCCCAGGACGUCUACGACACCCCCGCCAGCCUGCGGGGGGGGGGCCCCCACGACCACGACGUCUACGACUUCCCCCGGGAGCGGGAGGACCAGGGGGACCGCUCGGUCUACGACGUCCCCCCACAGGUGAUGCGCGACGCCCCGUCCUCGGGGGAGGAGCUCGCCUCGUCCUUCAAGCGCCUGUCGGCCUCCAGCACCGGGAGCACCCGGAGCAACCACUCCUCUUCCUCCUUGGACACGGUGCCGGUCCGGGACUCCUCCUCUUCCUCCUCCCUCUCCGCCCCUGGCUCCGCCCCCGGGAAACCCCUCAUGCUGGACCUGGAGCAGGCCAUGGAGCGGCUGUCCCGCCUCCAGCAGGCCGUGGAGUCCAGCGUGUCCCUCGUGAUGUCCUUCAUCACGGGUAACUGGAGAAGCCCCGCCCACCUGGAAGGGAACCUGCCCGCCAUCCAUCAGGCCGCGGACCGGGUGCGCUGCGCCGUGCGGGACUUCCUGGAAUUUGCCCGCGGCGCCGUGGCCAACUCCGCCCAGGCCACGGACCGCGCCCUGCACGCCAAGCUGGGCCUCCAGGUGGGCAAGAUGGAGGAGGUGUUCCAGAGCCUGGUGAGGCACGGCCAGGGCCUGGACGCCGUGGCCUGGGCGCACGCCGCGCUGGCGGCGCCGCCGCCGGGGGGCGACGACCUGGACCGGCUAAUCAUGACGGCGAGGGGCGUCCCCGACGACGCCAAGCAGCUCGCCUCCUUCCUGCACGGCAACGCCUCGCUGCUCUUCAAGCGGACCCACCGGCAGCAGCAGCAGCUGCCGCUGCCCCCCCUCCCGGGGGAGGGUCACGGGACGGGGUCGGGGAGCGGGACCAAUCAGGGAGGGGAGAGGGGCAGCAUUCAGUCCAGGCCCCUCCCCUCGCCGCCAAAGUUCACGGCUGCAGAGGAAGAGGACGGCGAGGAGCGGCAGUACGAGACCACCGAGGAGGGCUGGAUGGAGGACUACGACUACGUCCACCUGCAGGGGAAAGAGGAGUUUGAGAAGAACCAGAAGCAGCUGCUGGAGAAGGGAAACAUCAUCAGACACAAGACACAGCUGGAGCAGCAACAGCUCAAGCAGUUCGAGUGGCUGGAGAAGGAGGUCAGCCGGCCCAUCGACCACGACAUGACGGGCUGGGUCCCGCCCCCCCAGCAGGCCCCGCCCCCCCACCACCAGGUCCAGAAUGGCUCCGCCCCCCCCGGCCGCCGGCUGUGCCCCGGCGACCGGCAGCUGCUGCUCUUCUACCAGGAGCAGUGCGAGCGCAACGCGGCGGCGGUGACGGACGCCAUCGACGCCUUCUUCGCCGCCGUCGGCUCCAACCAGCCGCCCAAGAUCUUCGUCGCUCACAGCAAGUUUGUGAUCCUCAGCGCCCACAAGCUCGUGUUCAUCGGCGACACGCUGUCGCGCCAGGCCGCGUCGGCCGACGCCCGGCGCCGCGUGGCGGCGAGCAGCAACGCCCUCUGCGAGCAGCUCAAGGACAUCGUGCUGAGCACCAAGGCGGCGGCGCUGCAGCACCCGGCGCCCGCCGCGGCCAGGGAGAUGACGGAGAGGGUGAGGGCGCUGGCCGGCUGCACGCAGCACUUCAGGGGGGUGCUGGGCCAGCUGCUGGGCCUGUAGACCCCCAGAGGGAGGACCCCCCACGGGACCUCCUGAGACCCCCCACGGGACCUCCUGAGACCCUGUGCCCCCCCCCCCCACGGGACCUCCUGAGACCCUGUGCCCCCCCCCCCCCACGGGACCUCCUGUGCCCCCCCCUCUCUUCCAGCGGUCUCUUGGGACCUGAACGCCGACGGCUGUAAAUUAAUCUCUGUAAAUAUUUAAGUUACUUAUUUAGUCAGAAAACCUGAGAGAGAAAAAGACUUAAACACUUCCGGUAUAUAUAUAUAAAUAUAUAUAUAUAUAAAUAUAUAUAUAUAAAUAUAUGGUUCUUUGUUUCUUUUUUUUGAUGAACGAAAAGAUGAAAACAUAAAUGUAGUUUUUAGACAAUAUCAAUAAUUGUUAUUAUCAUAGCGUAUAAUUCUGGCUCUUGUACCUUGUGUGAGUGUGCGUGUGUGUGUGUGUGUGUGUGAGAGUGUGUGUGUGUGCGUGUGUGUAUGUGUGAGAGUGCGUGAGUGUGUGUGUGUGUGUAUGUGCGUGUGAGUGUGUGUGUGUGUGUGUGAGUGACUGGGUGGUGUCCUACAUCUUCUCCACAGAGCCCCCCCCCCCCUCACGGCUCUGACCCGCCGCUGCUCGUCCACACUGGUCCCUCCGGUCUAGGAGAGGAGACGUCUCGUGUGUCCUCCUCCGGUCUAGGAGAGGAGACGUCUCGUGUGUCCUCCUCCGGUCUAGGAGAGGAGACGUCUCAUGUGUCCUCCUCCGGUCUAGGAGAGGAGACGUCUCGUGUGUCCAGCUGCAGUUAUUAAACAUGAUUUCUGUGAA
Molecule: messenger RNA, 3994 nt
Organism: Pseudoliparis swirei
Lineage: Eukaryota; Metazoa; Chordata; Actinopteri; Perciformes; Liparidae
Gene: bcar1
Product: BCAR1 scaffold protein, Cas family member
Exons: 8
Coding region: 272-3193 (973 amino acids)
Biological process (GO): cell migration; cell surface receptor protein tyrosine kinase signaling pathway
Cellular component (GO): cytoplasm; plasma membrane; focal adhesion
Molecular function (GO): protein binding
Source: RefSeq, a predicted model, not a curated record